This is a messenger RNA of Penicillium subrubescens, 1821 nucleotides long. Its product is annotated as MIP/aquaporin family protein. The transcript has 2 exons. Gene Ontology annotation, biological process: water transport; glycerol transmembrane transport. NCBI's taxonomy places the organism in Eukaryota, Fungi, Ascomycota, Eurotiomycetes, Eurotiales, Aspergillaceae. Gene Ontology annotation, cellular component: plasma membrane. Gene Ontology annotation, molecular function: water channel activity; glycerol channel activity. The record is from RefSeq and is a predicted model, not a curated record. The coding region runs from base 1 to 1821 and encodes 606 amino acids.
AUGGAUGAAGAGAACCCAAGACGGCCGAGAGCUGUGUCUGGAGCCAGAAGCGAAGGUCCUAUCUCACCAACUAGGGUCUCCCGAGGAUCUCGAGGAGUCGACGACGAUGUUGCCGUCUCCCCUACUAGAGUAUUCUCGACCGUCGAAGAAGGUACCUCUAGCUCUGGCAUCCGAAGACGCAGCUCAGCAGCGAGACGAAGUGGCAGUGGAGUGCCGAGUCUGACCCCUCGAACUACUCUCGCAGAUCGGACACAGGGGAAAUUCACUCUAGCUGGCCCAGAUGAGACUCCGCAAAUGCGGCUCUCUCAUGAGCCCUUCGUGCAACCUGGGUAUGCCGAUUUGAACCCAUCCUAUGAGCAGGCAAACAAUGCCAAACCCGUGUGGAGUUUGGCCAAGCCGCUGCCUCGUGUUGUGCGGCCAGGCAUGGUGCCCACCAAGGAUGAAUUGCUCCAGAAUCUUGCCAAUGCGCAGUUGCCUGCCGAGAACUCGCAGCGACUCGGCUUGGAUGUGGACCCCAAUGACCUUGAACAGGGUCGGAUUGAUAAGACUGCCGACCCGCGGAAGAUGGCGGCGCAGGUUGAAGAUGCGCGUUUGCAACGUGAGAACGCAUUCAUGAACAAGAUUCUGAGUGGGGAGACGGGAUCAAUUAGACAAGGAUCACGUUUGUCUCGCACUUCUUCGACUCGGUUGAGACGACCCUCAAACAGGGAGGAGCAGCUCUCGACUGUUGAGGAAGCAGGAUCGCAAGCAACAGAUGAAUCACCAAGGAGACAGCCAGAGUACCUUAGCGAUGACCCAUUGCGAACGGUGCCUGAGGAGCCAGAACUACACACAGAUGAUGAACCGGACACCAAAUUUGAGAUCCCCGCUCUUGAUGAAGCGACCUGCCCAGAGGACCUACACCCGUUGAUCCAAGAUCUGGUCGAAGACGAAGUACACAACAACCACACAACAUGGUCAGUCAUUCGAACGCAUCAUCGCGAAGCUCUAGCGGAGGCCCUUGCUGCCUAUGUCCAGCUCACCAUUGGCUUCUGUGCAGACCUGUCGGUCACGGUGGCAAACGCGGGAAACCCCAACACAACCGCCUGGGCCUGGGGCUUCGCUACCAUGAUCGGUAUCUAUAUCUCUGGUGGUGUCUCUGGUGCUCAUCUCAAUCCAGCAAUUACCACAAUGCUCUGGUUUUAUCGUGGUUUCCCCAAGCGCAAAAUGCCCGAGUAUUUUGCAGCCCAGUUCAUUGCCGCCUUCUGUGCUGGCCUAACAGCAUAUGGGCUUUACUACCACUCGAUCGACUACUACAUCAGCACAAAUACCGACUCCGCAAUCAUCAAUAGUUUCGUCACCAACCAGCGGGAAAAUUGGAUUGGCCCUGCGACAGCAUUCUUCACCGAGUUCCUAGGAACAUGCUUCCUCGCCGUGACAGUACUUGCUCUGGGUGACGACCAAAAUGCUCCACCGGGUGCGGGCAUGAACUCCUUGAUCAUCGGUCUUGUUAUUACUUGUCUGUCUAUGACCUUUGCCUAUCAGACCGGUGCUGCUUUUAACCCCAGUCGAGACUUUGGUCCACGCCUCGCACUGCUUGCGCUGGGUUAUAACAAUGAUCUUUUCCUGAAUCCGUACUGGUUCUACGGACCCUGGGUGGGUGCAACGGCCGGCGCCUUCAUGGGAGCUUUCCUGUACGAUUUCAUGAUAUUUACUGGUGGUGAAUCUCCUGUCAAUUACCCUCUGGAGAGAACCCAGCGUGCGAUGAAGAAGAGCCGGAUGAAGUGGAGGCGUCGUCUGCGUCUCGAGAAGCGCAAGCCAAGGAAUGUGCCCGUUGCAUGA